Molecule: messenger RNA, 636 nt
Organism: Cooperia oncophora
Lineage: Eukaryota; Metazoa; Nematoda; Chromadorea; Rhabditida; Trichostrongylidae
Source: the annotation of a GenBank genome assembly
AUGCUCCGUAACUCGUUCAAAAAAAAUUCAUGGGAAGCCGUUGAAAAGUGCUCUAUCCUAGGCGGAGUGAUGGAGAAUUUGGACUCCAAGUGGAUCGACAAUCGGGAGUCAAAAUGCGUAGCUGAAGUUCAUAAAUCUCCUGCGCGGCUCAGUCUCUGGAACAUGCGAGAUGUAUUUAUCCUUGUCACUGGCGGCGUGGCAGCUGGAGCACUCUUCAGCACUAUCGAAGUGACCUACGGUAGGAGAAAAGCGAGAAGGGGACGUGAACGAGCACUCGCUGCGCGAUAUGGGGAGAAGUGGCGGAAUUUGGCGUCAGGUGGGCUUCGAACGAACAGGUACAACCUUUCACGACCGGUGAUCAGACGAGGAUUAGGUGGUCUAGAGCCAUGCUCAUUAGCAGACGUCCGGCAGCGUGAGCAGAACCGAUCUAAGCAGAAGCCCGUAAACGAAGCGUUGAUUCGACCCCCGCCUUUUGUGCCAGAUUUAAACUUCGGUCGACACUCAGUGGUUCUAUUCUGCAGUCGAUGUCGUAGGGAUCUCGACGACGAAUCAGUGUCCAAGACCUCAGGAACCCUAGAAACUGAGCGAAAGUACAAUUUCGAAUUCGAAGGUGUUCAUGCGUUUGCUUCAGUUUAG